Molecule: messenger RNA, 1041 nt
Organism: Oryza sativa Japonica Group (Japanese rice)
Lineage: Eukaryota; Viridiplantae; Streptophyta; Magnoliopsida; Poales; Poaceae
Product: membrane protein PM19L-like
Source: RefSeq, a predicted model, not a curated record
AACCAGCUAUGUCCCGUCAGUAAAAUAGUUCAUAUUAUUUCGCGUUCUCUAUCGAUCGCGUGUAUAUAUAUAAGGCCCGGAUGCUAACGCCGAAUCGGUGCGCCUCCUGAAUCAAGUAGAAAUAGUACUACUACGCAAGUAACGUAGAUCAGCACGUAGAUAGCUUGCGAAGACGUUCUGAAAGAGUGCAGAGAGUUUUUGCUAGCUCUCGGUGGUGAUAUCCAUGGCUAACGCGGGGCUGAAGCCGGUGGCCGGCCUUCUCCUGGUUCUCAACUUCUGCAUGUACGUCAUCGUGGCGGCGGUCGGCGGCUGGGCCAUCAACCACGCCAUCCACACCGGCUACUUCAUCGGUUCCGGGAUGGCGCUGCCGGCGAACUUCUCCCCGAUCUACUUCCCGAUGGGGAACGCGGCGACCGGGUUCUUCGUCAUCUUCGCGGUGAUCGCCGGAGUCGUCGGCGCCGCGGCGGCGCUCGCUGGGUUCCACCACGUCCGCGCGUGGAGCCACGAGAGCUUGCCGGCGGCGGCCUCCUCCGGGUUCAUCGCAUGGACGCUCACCCUGCUCGCCAUGGGAUUGGCCGUCAAGGAGAUUGACCUGCACGGCAGGAACGCCAGAUUGAAAACCAUGGAGUCCUUCACCAUCAUACUCUCGGCAACACAGCUGUUUUAUCUGCUCGCCAUUCACGGCGGGAGGUAGAAGAAGGUCAGGUUUUUCUGAUUAAAGUUGUGAAGGUGAAGACACCUUUGUGAGCAUUAUUGGGCAUAGAUCAUGGACUUUACGAGCCUAAUUUGAUUUCACCGGUUUGUGAGAUUAAGUUCGACAUGGAUCAACCAGAUCGAGGCGCUGUUUGUGCUUGUCUACGAAUACGUGUGUGUGUGUGUGUGUGUGUUUUAUGCAGUGUGUGACUAGCACUUCUUAGUAAUUCGUGUGCCGAAUACUCGAACUCCUGUGUGAUUUGUUGAUUAUUUGGAUGCGUUGAUUUAUACUGUAUUGAUUUCGCCGUGUCUGGUUAAUCGAUUUGAUUAUGUGGACGUGAUGGUUUA